Molecule: messenger RNA, 3831 nt
Organism: Salmo salar (Atlantic salmon)
Lineage: Eukaryota; Metazoa; Chordata; Actinopteri; Salmoniformes; Salmonidae
Product: gephyrin
Biological process (GO): glycine receptor clustering; Mo-molybdopterin cofactor biosynthetic process; establishment of synaptic specificity at neuromuscular junction
Cellular component (GO): cytosol; dendrite; postsynaptic specialization
Molecular function (GO): molybdopterin molybdotransferase activity
Source: RefSeq, a predicted model, not a curated record
CGGCCCCCGCAUUCUGCCGCGCACGGCCAGCUAUCUAGGUGUCUUAAUCGCUCGGCUCUCCACUUCUCUCGCCUAGCUCUGCUCUUCUUCCUCAUUCCCUCCCUCCCUCCGUCUCAUCAUCCUCCUCCUCCUCCUCAUACCCUCCCCCUAAGUUCGAUGUGAUCGGCUCUUGGCCCUGCCGUGAGUUCUCAGUGCGGGCGACAGCGCUGCUGAACAUGGCGUCAGACGGGAUGAUUUUAACAAACCACGACCACCAAAUCCGUGUCGGAGUCUUGACAGUGAGUGACAGCUGUUUUAGGAACCUGGCAGAGGACCGCAGUGGAAUCAACCUCAAAGAUCUCGUCCACGACCCCUCCCUGCUGGGAGGCUUUAUUUCAGCCUAUAAAAUCGUGCCAGAUGAAAUUGACGAGAUUAAGGAGACUCUGGUGGACUGGUGUGAUGAGAAAGAACUCAAUCUCAUCUUGACAACCGGGGGGACCGGUUUCGCUCCCCGUGAUGUCACACCUGAGGCUACUAGAGAGGUGAUAGAGCGGGAGGCUCCAGGGAUGUCUCUGGCCAUGCUGAUGGGUUCUCUCAACGUCACACCACUAGGCAUGCUCUCCAGACCCGUGUGCGGCAUCCGUGGCAAGACACUUAUCAUUAACUUGCCAGGGAGCAAGAAGGGUUCACAGGAGUGUUUCCAGUUCAUCCUGCCUGCGCUGCCCCAUGCCAUUGACCUACUCCGGGACGCCGUGGUCAAGGUGAAGGAGGCAGUGGAUGAGCUGGAGGACCUCCCCUCGCCCCCGCCGCCCCUCUCACCGCCCCCCAAUAGCUCGCCGCGGCGCCAGACGGAAGACAAGGGCGUGCAGUGUGAGGAGGAGGACGAUGAGAAGAAGGACAGCGGUGUGGCGUCCACUGAGGACUCCUCGUCCUCGCACAUCACCGCCGCCUCCAUCGCCGCCAAGGUAACCAAUGGGGAGAUCCCAGACAGCAUCAUCUCCAGGGGUGUCCAGGUCCUCCCCAGAGACACAGCCUCUCUGAGCACCACGCCCUCCGAGUCACCCCGUGCCCAGGCCACCUCGCGCCUCUCCACCGCCUCCUGCCCCACGCCCAAAGCGCGGCUCCCCUCCUGUUCAUCCACCCUAAGCAUUGCUGAGGCCUCACGGAGAGAGUUCAGGGCUCACCUGGAUGAGGUCAUCACGCUCAAGUCAAGGUACUCUACCUUGGACCAGCUCCAGUGUAGGUUGGAGGGGCUUAAAGAUGAUCGCAGGAGCCAUAGGACCUUCAGCUCUCGAGUGCAGUCACGAUGCAGCAGCAAAGAAAAUAUCCUAAGAUCAAGUCACAGUGCGGUGGACAUCACCAAGGUGGCCCGGAGACACCGCAUGUCCCCGUUCCCCCUCACCUCAAUGGACAAGGCCUUCAUCACUGUGCUAGAGAUGACUGCCAUCCUGGGUACUGAGAUCAUCAACUACAGAGAUGGGAUGGGUCGAGUCCUGGCUCAGGACGUUUAUGCCAAAGACAACCUGCCCCCGUUCCCCGCCUCUGUCAAGGAUGGUUAUGCUGUAAGAGCGGCUGACGGUCCAGGCGACCGUUUCAUCAUCGGAGAGUCCCAGGCUGGAGAACAGCCCACCCACACAGUGAUGCCAGGCCAGGUGAUGAGGGUGACGACAGGGGCUCCUAUCCCCUGUGGGGCGGACGCUGUGGUGCAGGUGGAGGACACAGAGCUGCUCCGCGAGUCUGAGGACGGCACCGAGGAGCUGGAGGUGCGGAUCCUCGUCCAGGCCCGUCCAGGACAAGACAUCAGGCCCAUAGGUCAUGACAUCAAGCGUGGGGAAUGUGUCCUGUCCAAGGGAACCCACAUGGGCCCCUCUGAGAUUGGCCUGCUGGCCACCGUAGGGGUCACCGAGGUGGAGGUGCAGAAGUUCCCCGUGGUGGCUGUCAUGUCCACAGGCAACGAGCUGUUGAACCCAGAGGACGACCUCCAUCCAGGGAAGAUCAGGGAUAGUAACCGCUCCACGCUGCUCGCUACCAUCCAGGAGCACGGAUAUCCCACCAUCAACCUGGGCAUCGUGGGAGACAACCCAGACGACCUCCUGAACGCCCUGAACGAGGGCAUCAGCCGUGCUGACGUCAUUAUCACCUCUGGAGGGGUGUCUAUGGGAGAGAAGGUAUGUGAGCAAAUAGACUAUCUGAAACAGGUGCUGGAUAUUGAUCUGCAUGCUCAGAUCCACUUUGGACGAGUCUUCAUGAAACCAGGUCUCCCGACAACAUUCGCCACGUUGGACAUGGACGGUGCUCGCAAACUCAUCUUUGCCCUCCCAGGUAGUAAUCCCGUGUCUGCUGUGGUGACAUGUAACCUCUUUGUUAUCCCUGCCUUAAGGAAGAUGCAGGGGAUCCUGGACCCACGGCCCACCAUCAUCAAAGCCAGGUUGUCAUGUGACGUAAAGUUGGAUCCUCGCCCUGAGUACCACCGCUGCAUUCUGACAUGGCACCACCAGGAGCCUCUGCCAUGGGCCCAGAGCACAGGUAACCAGGUGAGCAGCAGGCUGAUGAGCAUGCGCAGCGCCAACGGUCUCCUGAUGCUACCUCCAAAAACAGAGCAAUAUGUGGAGCUGCACAAGGGAGAGGUGGUCGACGUCAUGGUCAUCGGCCGGCUAUGAUGUCAUCAAAGGGGGACGUUGAGAUGGCUUCAUAGAGAGAGAGGGUUCAAAUGGGUGUUUCACGGUGCAUGUCCACAUAUCAUUGACAAUUCUGUAAUAUGCAACGGCACAGCUAGUUUUUAUUGAUUUGGAUAACGUUGAGGUAUAGUCAACAUCUCGAUCACAAACCUAGGUACAUAUGAUACAAAAAAAUAUAAUUACUUUAAAAAGAUUAUAAUAGUAUUUCAGACAAAGAAAAAUAUAACUUUUAAAGAAAAAAAAUCGAAUUAUCAAAAGAGAUUUAUUCUGUAAUAUAUUAUUAUGAUUAUUCGUAUUAUUGUUAUCAUUAUUCUUCUUAUUAUCAUUAUUAUAUUAUAAGUCAACUUUAUUCCUUUCAUUGCAAUUGCUUUGUGUGUUCAAUGCUAGAUCUUAUCGAUAUCGGUAGCAUUUUAAUAGAGCUGUAGGUGCCUGCCAGGACAAAAAAAUAAAUAUAUAUAUUAUUUUCUCAUCUUUAGUGGGGGAUUUUUUUUUAUUUAUUUUUUUUUAAUAUAAAGAAAAACAAUGAGGAAGACUCCAGAUUUCCCACGGUGCUCGGCUAAGAGGAAGGAGGGAGGGCAUAAUCUCGGUCUACUUCCUCUGUGGUGUGACGCUUUAACGGUGACGCCACACACUUCUAUUUUUCUCUCGUUAGUAUGCAUCAUAAUGGCUUCACAAAGAGCUUUGCUUGUUGUUUAUCUUGUGAGUCUUGUUUAUGUGCGCAGUGCCAAAUGCCUGGGCAGGGAAGAUGGUGGUGCUGGGAGGGAGGGGGGGCGGACAGUCACCCACCAACCUGCCCAGACCCUGAAGCCCGUGAAAAACAAAAACUUUUAUUUGAUCGACUAAGAGUAAGGGGAGAAAAAAAAAACAUGAAAUAAAAGAAACAGCUUCUUUAAGUGCUGACAGCCUUUUUAACUGACUUCACAAAAAAAUGUACAGAUAAAAAAAAAUGCGAAGAAGAUGAACCAUAUUGUACAGAUAUAUGUGACCAGCACUCCUAAGGAAAUUAUUAUUAUUAAGCAAUGAAGAGACAUUGAACACCGUUGUACUAUAAUACAUUUUCUGUAAUGAUAUGAAACUGAUGAAAGAGACAACGAUAAUAAAAAUCCUUGAUCAUUAUGUAAAAAAAUAUUUAAAAAAUUGUUGGGUUUCCUUUUUUCAAUAAAACCUAUUCAAA